UCCAUCCUUCUCUUUCCACAUCCGGCUCUGCCGUCAUCUCCUCACCCCCCUCUUUCGCCGGGUUCUGCCUUUAUAGGAGCGGCGCCGGCUGUCGUUCUGCCGCCGGCUUUAAUCUGCCUGGGAUUAACGAAGCUGAAUUCCGCCUCGUCAGGAUGUUUUCCUGGCUGGAGCCGCUGGGAAUGAGAUUAUCGGUGUCCGUGUUUCUCCCAGGGCCGCGUUCCCUAUCCUGACGGCAUCACCGGCGUCUCAUCCAUGCGGUGUUUUGAGCCGUUUGGGUGAUUUCUUACCAUUCCAUCUCCUCUUCCCAAUAUUGCCAUCAACCGAAAGGAGCGUCUCCGGUUGUUGCGUCACAGGGAGACGCAACCGGAAUUCUGCUUCCGCACUGAGAAAGAUUUGGGGUACUGGGGGACGAGAAGCUUGACGUGAGCCCAGAAGGCCAAUCGUGUCCUGGGCUCCAUCCAAAGCCCCUCUGCUCCCCUCUGGGGAGAUCUCGUCUGGAGGAUCGGGUCCAGUUCUGGAAUCCUCAACGGAAGAAGGAGAUGGAGCUGUUGGAACGGGAACAGAGGAGGCUCCAAAGAUGAUGGCAGGGCUGGAGCAGCUCCCGUACGAGGACAAGCUGAGAGAGUUGGAGUUGUGGAGAAGAAAAGGCUGCGAGGAGACCUUCUAGAGACUUCCCAGUGACCUGAAGGGGUUCCCGGAAAGCUGGAGAGGGAUAAAGCCUUGUGGGGAUGGGAUGAGGGGGAACGGGGAUAAACUGGAGAAGAUUUAGACUGGACGUUAGGAAGAAUUUCUUCACCACGAGGGUGGUGACCCUGUCCCAGGUUUGCCCCAUCCCUGGAGGGGUUCAAGGCCAGCUUGGAUUGGCCUCGGAGCCCCUGAUCCCAUGGGAUGGCCCUGCCCGUCGCAGCGGGGUUGGAACUGGAUGGUCUUUAAGGUCCCUUCCAACUCAAACUAUUCUAUGAGUCUAAGAGCCUCAGCACCAAGAAGAGGGAAUUGAGGGAUAAAAAAGAGGGAAUUGAGGGAUAAAGAAGAGGGAAUUGAGGGAUAAAAAAGAGGGAAUUAAGUGAGCAGGAUAGACGGAAUGAGACCACAGCUAUGGUUUCGGCAGCACUUCUAAUGAGAACCAUGGAAUAGUUUGGGUUGGGACGGACCUUAAAAGAGUUCGCACCUCAAAUCCUGAGUUCAGUUUCAGGUUCCUCAAUCCAAGAAGGACUUUUGAGGGGUUGGAGCGUGUCCAGAGAAGAAGAAUGGAGCUGGGAAGGGUCUGGAGCCCAGGGAUUGCGAGGAGCGGCUGAGGGACCUGAGGUUGUUUAGCCUGGAAGAGGAUGCGGUUUGCUGGGCACGGUGUGGCGUUGGGUUGACGUUUGGACUGGAUGAGCUUGAGAGAUUAUUUUUUAACUCCGGUGGUGCUGAGGUGGAGGACGACAACCGUUCGUUGAGUCGGCGCGUGGAAGAGCGUUUGUCUUCGUGGAGAUGUCCACCAAGGUGCCCAUCUACCUCAAGAGGGGCAGCCGGAAGGGGAAGAAGGAGAAGCUUCGUGAUAUCCUCUCGUCCGACAUGAUCAGCCCACCCUUAGGAGACUUCAGGCACACGAUCCACAUCGGAAGCGGUGGCGAGAGCGACAUGUUUGGGGACAUCUCCUUCCUUCAGGGCAAGUUUCAUCUCCUCCCCAGGACUGAAAGCAGUUUUGAUUCCGAUAAGGACAGCCCCGACGCUGCGCUGUUCGAGUUCUCCAGGACGGCCACUAUUUCUGGACGGGAGCAACCAUCCUCGGAGACUUCAUCUCCUCUCCUUAAAAACGCCAUCUCUUUGCCCGUUAUCGGGGGGCUGCAGGCGUUGACGCUGCCCUCGGCGCAAGCCCCACCGAAACCACCGCGUUUGCACCUGGAUGAUAAAUCCCCACCGGUACGGAGUUGGGAAGGCGAGGAGGAGAACAGUGAGGGCAGGAGCGCCGUUCCGCCGCCCUGUGCCUCGCGUUUCGCCUCGCCAACAAACGGCUUCACCGAAGAGAAGAGCAACGUUGAGCCGCCCUUUCUCUCCCACGCCGGCUCCCUCCUCUCCCUCCACGUGGAUUUAGGACCGUCCAUUUUGGAAGAUGUCCUCCAAGUGAUGGAGAAACACCAAGCAGAGAGAGUGGGUGGAGCUCUACAGGAUUCCGGCAGGCAGGAAAUCUUGACGUGAAGAUGACUUGAGGGAAAGACAUUGAGAAAUGGAGGAUUAUUCAUUUUUUUGGGAUUGUUUGUUGGUGUUUUUUUUUUUCCAAGGGGCUCUUAAAUUGCAGCUCAAACUCAAAAAGUUUGACUCCGCGCUCCCAAAUCCACGACAGUGAUAUCGUUUCCUCUCGCAGAGCGGGACAGGGGUGUUGAUCCUCUGUGCCGCUUCCCGCAGCUUUAUUCCCUCAGCACGGAGAGGAAAUAAACCCACCCUGCGAUGCCAAGACGGAACGGGCAGCGCUCCCUGCUGCAUUCUAUCGACUGCUUUAGCGCCGGAUUGAACCAACGGGUGGGAAAAUCGGACACGGCGCAGCUAGAAAUAGUUGUUCUACUGGAUGGGGUGGAACAGCAAUGGUUGAGCUCCAAAAUAUUCCAUUCUCGUGGGAUUUGGGAAGGGUUCUGCUUGACGAGGGGCUGCGGUUUGCACUCAAUCAAGGCGAAGGUGUGAAUUUGCCGUUUGCCAACCACUCGAAUCAUAGCGGUGAUGUCAAAUAUCAGCCUUCGUCUUGAUUUCGUCUUUUAACGAUUCCAUAAAUGGGUAAAUCAAGCGGUUAUGGGGCCAAAAGCUCCACCGGGAUUUAAUAUCGCUAGGGGAAAAGGUGGAAAAAAACCCCUUUUGGGUUUUGGUUUGGGAAUUCAAGCUAAAAUAUUCAAUCUGGAGCUCAGGGGUUGGAAUUUCAAGUGGGAAAUAAGAUGCAAAUCACUCAAAUGAAUUCAUUCAGUACAGGGUAAAGCGACCGCCCGGUCAGAUUCCUGCAUGAUAGGGUUGAAAUUCAUUCUCCCGGGAGAGACACCGCCUCCAUCAAUCGCAGAUUGUUUGGCUGGAGGGAGGAACGAGGGGGUGAAACCGCUUCGGCACGCGGGAAGGAAUGUGAAUCCCUUCUGCUUUGUAAAAUAUCAUCCUAAAAUCACUGGAAAUUCCAAUCCUGCUGACAUCAGAGCGAAUACCCGGCUACGAGGGCUUCCAUUCUCAUUCCCAAUCGCUUUAUCAAGGGGAUGAGAAUCCUGUUGGACUCAAUCAUGGUGUAAAAGCAAGCGGGAUCUCAUUUCCUGGAUGUCAUCAUUAAUUAACUGCAUUGUUUUUAACCAUUUCUGGUAGUUUUAGCCCGGAAUGAGGCUGGGAAUCUCUCCUAGUAAGGAAUUAAGGCACCACACUGACUUUUACCUGACCGUUCCUUUCUUUACAUCAUUGAUUGCUGUUUCUUACAGGUAUUGUUAAGUAACAACUCAUUAGAUUAACGAGCUCGUAGCUCGUCAUCAUGCAGUUGUGUCCCGGCUCUUCCUUACUCUUGUCCCUCUACAUCCCGCUGGAAAAGCAAA
This is a messenger RNA of Cuculus canorus (common cuckoo), 3533 nucleotides long. It is a transcript of the gene CDC42EP2, whose product is annotated as CDC42 effector protein 2. The record is from RefSeq and is a predicted model, not a curated record. The coding region runs from base 1474 to 2181 and encodes 235 amino acids. The transcript has 2 exons. Lineage: Eukaryota; Metazoa; Chordata; Aves; Cuculiformes; Cuculidae.